UGAUGCAAAUUUGUUCUCAUUGAAUUGUUAAAUUCGCAUCUGGUCUUGCGUUGUCAUUUGAGUUCACAACGACGAGACAGGGGUGCACUCUGAUCCGAUCCCGGCAAUGGAGGACGUGGAGCCGAAGACCGGCGAAAUCUCCGCUCAUCCUGAAGGAGAUAAUGAAGAACCCGAUCUCCCAGGGGAAUCCGGGGAUUCUACCCUGGAGGCCAAGCAAGACGAGAUCCAGCCGGCAAUGGAAGCCAAAGAAGGCGAGAUCGAACCAACUUCGGAUGUCGCCGUAGGAAAGAUCCCAUCUAAGUUGGAAGUCGAGAUCGGCAAUAAGUUGGAUGGCAAGGAAGGGGAGAUCAAGGCUGAGGGAGCUGAGAAGAAACCCUCUUCUGAAACGGACGCUGCGAGAGGCGACGACAUCCGGACGUUCACAAUGCGGGAGCUUCUCGACGAACUCAAGGAGGAAGAGAAGGGGGCUUCCGAGGCAAAGGAUGAUAAAACUUGGUCUGUGGAUCCGACCAAAGAUGACGGCAGCGACGCCUAUAGGAGCAGCGCUGCGGGGAGUUCCUCUUUUAGCCACAAUGAUAUUUCCAUGGAUUUGAUCAACAAAGUAACUGGAACAGAUGAGGAAGGUCGAUCCCGCCAACGGAUGCUUUUAUAUGCAGCUAAAAAGUAUGUUAGUGCAAUAGAGAGAAAUCCGGAAGAUCAUGAUGCACUUUACAAUUGGGCAUUGGUUCUGCAGGAAAGUGCUGACAAUGUUGGCCCUGAUUCUGAUUCUUCAAAAGAUGCCUUACUUGAAGAGGCAUGCAAAAAGUAUGAGGAAGCUAUACGUCUUUGUCCUACACUUUAUGAUGCACAUUAUAACUGGGCUAUUGCAAUAUCUGAUCGUGCUAAAAUGCGUGGUCGUACAAAGGAGGCUGAAGAAUUAUGGAAACAGGCAACCAAAAAGUAUGAGAAAGCUGUUCAGCUCAACUGGAACAGCCCACAGGCCCUUAACAACUGGGGGCUUGCUUUGCAGGAACUUGGUGCAAUUGUUCCUGUACGGGAGAAACAGACUAUAAUAAAAACAGCUAUAAGCAAGUUCCGCGCCGCCAUCCAACUACAGUUUGAUUUUCAUCGAGCAAUUUACAAUCUCGGUACAGUGUUGUAUGGCUUAGCCGAGGACACUUUUAGGUCUGGCAGACCCGUCAAUGCAAAAGAAGUCUCUCCUGAAGAGUUUUAUAGUCAAUCAGCUAUAUAUAUUGCAGCUGCUCAUGCUCUGAAACCAAACUACUCAGUUUAUCACAGUGCUUUAAGGCUAGUUCGAUCAAUGCUUCCUUUACCCUACUUGAAAGUAGGCUACCUAACUGCUCAACCUGCUCAUAUUCCAAUAGCACCUCAUAAAGAGUGGCAAAGAUCUCAAUUUCUUCUGAAUCAUGAGGGACUUAAGCAGGUCGGUAAGGCUGAGAAGCAUCUGUCACAAAGUCCUUCUGGGAUGUUGUCAGGAUCUCCACAAAUUGAUAAAUCACUACUUAAAGUUGAUGUCCAAGACAUUGUUUCUGUUUCAGCCUGUGCAGACCUUACACUACCUCGAGGUGCUGGUCUUUGCAUUGAGACAAUUAAUGGCUCAGUUUACUUGGUUGCUGACACAUGGGAGUCGUUGUAUGGCUGGUUAGAUGCAAUACGCCUUGUCUACACCAUUUAUGCCAGAGGAAAGAGCGAUAUUCUUGCUGGAAUUAUUACUGGUUGAUUUUCCGUUUUUCAUACAACAAAUAUUUUUCGAGACCUCUACAACUUUGGACAACUGGGGCCUGAAUUAUUACCUUGACAUUUUAUUGUCCCCAGAGGUUGUUAUUUACGAUGUAGUCCAGUUAUUGUUUCCAACAUGUACCAUAGGUUUAAAGUCUAUUGGAUUUGCAUAUUAGCGACUAGCAGGGAAAUUCUUCAGGCGUUUUUCUUAA
Messenger RNA from Zingiber officinale, 1931 nucleotides. Its product is annotated as protein HLB1-like. Gene Ontology annotation, molecular function: protein binding. The record is from RefSeq and is a predicted model, not a curated record. The transcript has 14 exons. Lineage: Eukaryota; Viridiplantae; Streptophyta; Magnoliopsida; Zingiberales; Zingiberaceae. The coding region runs from base 107 to 1720 and encodes 537 amino acids.